Molecule: messenger RNA, 1503 nt
Organism: Clarias gariepinus (North African catfish)
Lineage: Eukaryota; Metazoa; Chordata; Actinopteri; Siluriformes; Clariidae
Product: fumarylacetoacetate hydrolase domain-containing protein 2-like
Exons: 8
Coding region: 154-1101 (315 amino acids)
Molecular function (GO): hydro-lyase activity
Source: RefSeq, a predicted model, not a curated record
GGUUUAUUUGCUUUGAACCAGAGAGAGAGAGAGAGAGAUUAUAAAGGUACAAAGUUCCCAGAUUCGGAGUCGUCUGCACAUAAAUGUCUUUAACACCCUGAAAACUCCGAGCUGAUUAAUUCUCCAGUCUCACUGCUGAUACUGCUGAGUCAGAUGAGACUGGUGUGUGGUUCGUGGCGCAGUUUGAGGAGACUCAGUCAUGUGUUCUCAGGCACACGCACCCUCACCUCAGCCAGCAUGCGCCUGGUCCAGUUUUGCAGAAGGGGAGCCGAGGGAGGCGUGAGGGUCGGUGUGGAGAGAGACAGCGGCGUGGUCGACCUGAAGGCGUUUGAUCAGUCCGUGCCGUCCACCAUGAGGGAGUUCUUGGAACUGGGAGAGAAGGGUAUUGAGUGUGCUCAGAGAGCCGUGUCCAGUGGCAAGUGUGUGCUCCCGCACUCCGAUAUCCAGCUCCUGUCUCCGGUCACCGGCCCGGACAAGGUGGUGUGUGUGGGUAUGAACUACAGAGACCACUGCCUGGAGCAGAACGCCCCAAUCCCUACCGAGCCCAUCAUCUUCAGCAAGUUCCCCUCCUCCAUCACGGGUCCCUACGACGACAUCCACCUGCCAGACGAGAGCCAGGAGGUGGACUGGGAAGUGGAGCUUGCAUUUGUGAUUGGAAAAAAAGGAAAACACAUAAAGGAGAAAGAAGCUCUCAGUCACGUUGCUGGCUUCACCGUAGCCAAUGACGUCAGCGCUCGUGACUGGCUGACGAAGCAGAACGGCAAACAGUGGCUUCUGGGAAAAACCUUUGACACUUUCUGUCCACUAGGGCCUGCCCUUGUUACCACAGGAACGCUGAAGGACUUCCACAGUUUGGGGAUCCGUUGCCUGGUUAACGGUGAUGUGGUCCAGGAGAGCAACACCAGUCAGCUGAUCUUUAAGACGGAGAAGCUGGUGGCGUGGGUCUCGCAGUUUGUGACUCUCUUCCCGGGCGACGUGUUUCUAACAGGCACGCCUCCAGGAGUGGGCGUGUUCAGAAAGCCUCCUGUUUUUCUGAAGAAAGGAGACGUCGUGGAGUGUCAGGUCGAGGAGAUUGGGUCCAUCCGAAACAAAGUGGUGUGACUCCAACACGGCCGACCGACUUGAUCCGAGCUACGUAGAUUGUGACGAUUAUGAUAAAAAACAAAAAUAACCGAUUAUGAUAAUGAUUAAAUGUCUCUGAAAAUCAUGUGCACUAGCAAUAGAAAUGAUAUUUCCCAUUAGUGCAGGUGCUGUAAUGUUCCAGGAGAUGGCGCUCUGCUGAUGAUAAUUAUUCUCUGGAUUUGUCUGCAUUCUGUGUUGGUCUUAAUUUUAAAAGCCUACUUUUUUGGAUAAAAACAAUGGCAAGUCUAAUUAGACAAGAGAAUAUCUUUAGAAUGUAUAUUGUUCCUGUUUUGUUACUGUUAAAUCUGAAACCUUAUAAAACACGAAAAUGUUUUUUAUAUCCGAGAAACUACUUAUGAUUUCUCAAAUAUGAUUGAGUCA